Messenger RNA from Camellia sinensis, 1273 nucleotides. NCBI's taxonomy places the organism in Eukaryota, Viridiplantae, Streptophyta, Magnoliopsida, Ericales, Theaceae. The record is from RefSeq and is a predicted model, not a curated record.
CCCUCCCCCUCCGACGAUCUACACUGAACCUCCGACAGACGAUCUACACUGAACGGCGAUCGAUCUACAUUGAGUUUUGGUAAGGAGAGAUGGGAGAAAGGAAGGUGUUGAACAAGUACUACCCGUCGAACUUCGAUCCGGCAAAGAUUCUGAAGCGGAGGCAGCCGAAGAACCAGCAGAUGAAGGUGCAGAUGAUGCUUCCCAUGAGCAUUCGCUGCGGUACCUGCAGCAAUUACAUCUACAAAGGUACCAAGUUCAACUCCCGCAAGGAAGACGUCAUCUGCGAGACAUACUUGGGGAUCCAAAUAUUCAAGUUUUAUUUCAAAUGCACUAAGUGCUCUGCCGAGUUAACAAUAAAGACCGACCCGCAAAAUUCAGACUAUGUUGUUGAGUUGGGUGCAUCACGGGUUCUGAAAAGCGGUUGCGGUCGCCGUAACGGUGGCGGUGACGUGGUUGCGGUUGCGGGGUGUAAAGGCCGUAGUGUAACGGUUGCGGUAAUCGGAACCACAUACUUGGGGAUCCAAAUAUUCAAGUUUUAUUUCAAAUGCACUAAGUGCUCUGCUGAGUUAACAAUAAAGACCGACCCGCAAAAUUCAGACUAUGUUGUUGAGUUGGGUGCAUCACGGAAUUUCGAACCUUGGCGUGCAGUGGAUGAGGAAGCAAAUAAGGAAAAACAAAAAAGGGAAACUGAAGAGAUGGAAGAUGCAAUGAAAUCCUUGGAGAAUAGAACCUUGGAUUCAAAAAGAGAGAUGGACAUCCUUGCUGCCCUGGAUGAAGUGAAGUCCAUGAGGUCAAGACAAGCAACUAUCAGUGUAGAUGCAAUGCUGGAGGUCUUGCAGCGCUCAGCUGAGGAAAAGGAAAAGAAGUUGGAAGAAGAGGACGAAGCACUCAUAAAAUCAUUAUUUGGAGCACCAAGAGAGGUCGUUCGCAGGAUCGAUGAUGAUAUUCUUGAUGAUGAUGAAGAUUUAUCUCAGAUUUCAACUGACAAUGCUGAAACAUCAAAAAAUAAUUCAAAAAGGAGAAAGGUUUCUGAAGAACUUCCUACUAAUAGGUUUCUGAAGAACUUCCCACUUAGCCAACAGAUAAUCUGACGGAAACAAGUUACAAUUCCAAGAAUGAAGGUUGUUAAGUUGGUCCAAAUAAUUCUUAGUGGGUGUUUGGGAAGUUGCUAUUUUAGGAGGCUAAAAUUUGUGUUUGGUAGUUGGAUUUUUUUUUUUAUAGUUGAAUGUGAUGUUUGUGAGAGAAAAAGUGAAAUGAUUAUGAGUUUGAUGUG